AUGUCAUCCCUGCGAUUCACCCGCCCAUCGAUACACCGCUGCACACGCCUCCUCCAGCGCCCAUCCCAGCGACGAACCUUCCUCCCCAACCCCUUCGAAGCCUUAAACUCCGCUCUCCCAUCGUCGUCCUCGCCACCACAAGUCCUAACCGCCGUGCGAACUCUCCCCUACCCCUCGGCCCCCGUCUACUCUAUAAUAGCCGAUGUACCCAACUACCAAAACUUCCUGCCGUACUGCCAACGCAGCAACAUAACGAAGUGGUCGGCACCGGAUAAAGUCUAUGGUCGGCAGUGGCCAUCGGAAGGCAUCUUGACGAGCGGUUUUGGCGGCAUAACAGAGAGUUUUGUGAGCAGGGUGUAUUGUAUACCUGGGCGUUAUGUGGAGAGUGUAGGCGGAAACACGGAAACGAGCUUGAAGAAUGAUGAUAUUGCGCAUCAUCUAGACGGGGAGAAACAGGGGACAGAAAGGAAGGAAGGAGAGAAUGGCUUGCUUACGCAUCUACGGAGCAAGUGGACUGUCGAGGCUAUACAGAACGACCAGACACAGGUUAGUUUGGCGGUAGAGUUUGCGUUUGCGAACCCAAUGUACGCAGCCUUGAGUGGGGGUGUGGCGCCCAAGGUGGCAGAGUUCAUGAUCAAGGCUUUUGAAAGGAGGGUGCAAGACCUGCUGAAGAGCAACCCGGACAUGGUCAAGGCGAGUUUAGCGGAAUUGGAUGGUAGUGGAUUGAAGAGGUAG
Messenger RNA from Alternaria atra, 735 nucleotides. RefSeq lists its product as uncharacterized. NCBI's taxonomy places the organism in Eukaryota, Fungi, Ascomycota, Dothideomycetes, Pleosporales, Pleosporaceae. Gene Ontology annotation, cellular component: mitochondrion. Gene Ontology annotation, biological process: cellular respiration; ubiquinone biosynthetic process. Bases 1 to 735 code for a protein of 244 amino acids. The transcript has a single exon. Gene Ontology annotation, molecular function: ubiquinone binding. The record is from RefSeq and is a predicted model, not a curated record.